This is a messenger RNA of Ilyonectria robusta, 1085 nucleotides long. RefSeq lists its product as uncharacterized. Lineage: Eukaryota; Fungi; Ascomycota; Sordariomycetes; Hypocreales; Nectriaceae. Gene Ontology annotation, molecular function: ferric iron binding; iron chaperone activity; 2 iron, 2 sulfur cluster binding. Bases 299 to 916 code for a protein of 205 amino acids. The transcript is spliced from 2 exons. Gene Ontology annotation, cellular component: mitochondrion. The record is from RefSeq and is a predicted model, not a curated record. Gene Ontology annotation, biological process: intracellular iron ion homeostasis; iron incorporation into metallo-sulfur cluster.
CACAUGACUGAACUGACCGACUUGGCGGGGAGGUACGUACCUUGCCCUGUAUUUUUGGCUCUCUGACGCUCGGACCAGUCAAAGGCUCCCCAGUUGCAAUUGCUUGCGCUACACUUCGCUGAGCUCCAUCCGCCGCGGGGAGCUUGAUCCAUUCCGUCCUCUACCUUCUCUUUCGUUUUGUGGUGACGACAAUUGAGCAACCUUCAACUCCUGCAUCAAAUGCGAUCCUCCCAAAUCGCCUCGUCCUCAGACCAUUGACUUGCCAAGUACGCCUGUUUGCUCCGUCUCCUCGCCCACCAUGUCCCGCCACGCCGCAACCCAAGCCUCCCGGAUGGCUUCAAGAGCGCUCCGAAGCUCCACCACUCUCUGUCGCUCGCCUUUGGCCUCCCGCCUCGCUCCCGCUGCCUCGAUCGCCCUGGCGCCCCGUGCCGCCGUCUCCCUGCGGAGCUUUUUUUCGACGUCGCCGGCCCGCGAAAAGGGCAUCAUGCCCGACACGGAGAAUCCCGCCAAGGCCACACCCGAGCCCGAGACGACCGGCUUCGCUGUGGUCGAGCUAUCCGACGCAGAGUACCACGAGCUCGCCGACGAGUACUUGGAUAAUGUCGUCGGCAGAUUUGAGGAGCUGCAGGAUUCGCGGGAGGACAUUGACGUUGAAUUUUCGGCCGGCGUCCUCACCAUCAGCUUCCCCGACCAGGGCACCUACGUCAUCAACAAACAGCCCCCCAACAAGCAGAUCUGGUUGUCUUCGCCCAUCUCCGGCCCAAAGCGCUACGAUUGGUGCCUUAUGGGCGAAGGCCAGGGCGACAAGGAGGACACCGCCGAAGGCGACUGGAUUUACGGCAGAGACGGCAGCAGUCUAAGCGACGUCUUCCUCCAAGAGCUCGGUGUCGACGUCAACUUGCCGACCAACGAGUAGAAGGCGCCUGGCUCUAGAAACCGAGACAUACAGGGAAUGACUGUGGAGAGAUGUAUAAUUUGCGAUUCUUUGGGGCGUUACGCGGCUUCGUGGCGCUUCGACUGUACUUUUGGCUUGCCCUUGCCCUGUAAUUUAUCUACUGCUAAUGCAGAACCAUGGCCUCUUGGAG